CCUAGAUACCCAUCGGGAGCUAGAAACCAGGUCCGCCGUCCACCGUCCGCCGUUCCCGGGUCUGCUCUGCUACUUCAUGAAAUGCAGGUGAUAUAUCUUAAUCUCGAGAUCUCUUAACUAUUUCCUAUUCAAUUGUGCUGCUAAGCCAUGUCCCUACCAAGCAUAAAAACAUGCGCAGUGCGCCAAACUCUUCAAUCCUCCUUACGAGACCUUUUCCUCCCUACUUUAUCCCAGCCGACCCGAAGACAAUUCUUAAGCACAACUACGAAGAAUAAUGCAACGAUAUCAUCGGCCUCGUCUUCUUCGACUGACCCGUCAGGAUCCCGGCCUAAACGGAAGCCCCUGACAAAGGAGCAGCGCGAUUUUCUCUCUUCAGCUCUCCGUGUGAACCAAGCCGGAGAAUUAGCUGCUACCUUGAUCUAUACCGCCCAGACGCCACCGCUUGUCAAUGCGCACCCCCAUCUUCGGCCCUUGUUAGCCCAUAUGUACGCCCAAGAAGAGGGCCACCUCAAUACAUUCAACUCUCUCAUCGCUAAACACCGCGUGCGCCCAACAGCCCUCUACCCGGUUUGGUCCGUCUUAGCAUCGGGGCUGGGGUGGUCAACGGCAGUUAUGGGGAGGGAGGCCGCAAUGGCUUGUACAGAAGCUGUCGAGACGGAGAUCGGCGGUCAUUAUAACAACCAAAUACGGACACUGCUAGAAAUGUUCGAACAGUGGGAGGCUGAAGGCUACGAAGUGGGCGAGGAGCUGCAAGAUCUAGUGUCAACAUUACGGAGGAUACGAGAUGAAGAGCUAGAGCAUCUAGACCAUGCCGUUGAUAACGAUGCGAAGAAGGCCGAGCCGCACUGGUUAUUAACUGGCGUGAUACGAUUAGGAUGUAGGGGUGCAAUUUGGGUCAGCGAAAGAGUAUAAUGCUGUCAUUUCAGGAUGCCAUCUAGUUUUUGACCAGCUUCUAAGAAAUACGGCUUUGCUGCAUAAUAUGAUAUUUUCUCUCUAUUCGCCGAUAGAGUCAUCGGCGUACGUCGCAGGAUACGACCAAUCAAAACCAAAGCAGAAGACUUAUUCGGAAGGUCGUAUAAUGUCUAGCUCAAUCAUCUGAGCCUCGAUUGGUCAAUAUACUAGAUUACCUACAUGGUAUAGCUUAGACCUCCAGUUCGGGCGAUACUCCGCAACCGACGAUGCCGCUAUGACCGGUACAUCCGGAUUACUUCCUCUUCGGGGGCAAAUAUAUGGGCUUAUCCAGGUCACGAAUUUUAAUCGUAUAUUAGUCCAUAC
Molecule: messenger RNA, 1275 nt
Organism: Daldinia vernicosa
Lineage: Eukaryota; Fungi; Ascomycota; Sordariomycetes; Xylariales; Hypoxylaceae
Product: COQ7-domain-containing protein
Exons: 2
Coding region: 148-912 (254 amino acids)
Biological process (GO): ubiquinone biosynthetic process
Cellular component (GO): mitochondrial inner membrane
Molecular function (GO): 3-demethoxyubiquinol 3-hydroxylase activity
Source: RefSeq, a predicted model, not a curated record